AGACACGAAUAGAUAACGGCGUCACACCUUAAGCAGCAAACCUAACCUCCAUUUUGUUUUAGAUUUGUGUUUCCAAGUUUGUUAAAUCAACGAUUAAACUGUACAAAAUACCUGUAUUUGUCAAUCCACCCUUACAUGGUAUCAGAACCCUAACAGCCUGUGAUUUGCAAAUAAAGUAUUUUCGACUCUACAUUCAUAUAUUUUAAAUUAUUUGUUGUAGUAGUUCAUUUGUUCCAUCAUAAUAUUACAGGGUUAGGUUAUAUUUGUACUAACCUUUACUUGGGUAUAUUUUGAAGAAAUACAUAAAAUAUAAACAUUAUUUUAUUUUCUGAUAAGAAAAACCUGCGAAGCCAUGAGUAACAAAGGAGAGCGCAAAAGGAAACGCUAUGAAACUAGUUCAGAUUCUGAAAGUGUAGAUAGUGCCGAAGAAGCUCGUCGCAAAGAUUUAAAGGAAAGAGAUGAUUUUGCUGAACGUUUAAAGAAACGAGAUGAACAGAAGACAAGAAAUAUCGUACAGGCAUCUGAGAGACGUGCCUAUGAAGAAGCAGCUAAAAGACUCAAGUUGGAGAAUGAAAAUCGUGAAAAAAUUAUACCAUCAUUGCGAAUUCGAUCCAGAAGAAAAUAUCUGGAAAAACGAAAAGAAGAUAAAAUCCAGGAAUUGGAAGCAGAUAUUGCAGAUGAUGAAUAUCUUUUUGAAGAAGAAAUCUUGACAGAAAGGGAACGGAAAGAACGGCAACAUAAGAAGGAACUAUUAAAGUUGGCUCAAGAACAUGAAAAGGCAAGAGAGCUUGAAAGAAUACAGAGGUAUCAUAUGCCGAAAGAUAUGGGUACUUCAGAUUAUGUUGAAGUUGAUGAACUUGAGAAAAUGCCACUUUCUGAACAAAAGAAGUGGGAAAAGGAUCAAAUGUCCUCAGCGGUGUUCAAAUUUGGAGCUAGAGAUGCAGUGAAGAAAGACGAAUAUGAGCUUCUUCUUGAAGAUCAAAUUGAAUUUAUACAAGCUUUGAAAUUGCCUGGAACAAAGGAAGAUAAAAAAGAACCUGAAUUAACUGAAUACCAGAAGAAAAAAUUAGAUAUAGAGGAGACUAAGAAAAGCUUACCAGUAUUUCCUUUUAGGGAUGAUCUUAUUCAGGCUGUUAAAGAUUAUCAAGUUCUCAUCAUCGAAGGAGAAACUGGAUCUGGGAAAACAACUCAAAUUCCACAAUAUCUUCAUGAAGCAGGCUUCACAAAAGAUGGCAAAAAGAUUGGAUGCACUCAACCAAGGAGGGUAGCAGCAAUGUCUGUAGCUGCGAGAGUGGCGCAAGAAAUGAAUGUGAAAUUAGGGAACGAAGUAGGUUAUGCCAUACGUUUUGAAGAUUGUACUUCCGAAAGAACCAUCAUAAAAUACAUGACUGAUGGUACCUUACAUCGAGAAUUCCUGUCGGAACCAGAUUUACAGUCAUACAGUGUGAUGAUUAUCGACGAAGCUCACGAAAGAACUCUACAUACAGAUAUUCUAUUUGGCUUGGUCAAAGAUAUAGCAAGAUUCCGGCCCGAUUUAAAAUUAUUGAUUUCCAGUGCGACGCUAGAUGCCCAGAAAUUUUCAGAAUUUUUCGAUGAUGCACCUAUUUUUAGGAUUCCGGGACGUAGAUUCCCUGUCGAUAUUUAUUAUACAAAAGCACCUGAAGCAGAUUAUGUGGAUGCUUGCGUGAUAUCUGUCCUUCAGAUUCAUGCAACACAACCUUUAGGGGAUAUUUUAGUGUUCUUGACUGGUCAGGAAGAGAUUGAAACUUGCAUGGAGUUACUUACAGAUAGGACAAGAAGAUUAGGGUCUAAAGUGAAGGAACUGAUCAUUCUACCUGUGUAUGCCAACUUGCCAAGUGAUAUGCAGGCUAAGAUCUUCGAGCCCACACCUCCAGGAGCUAGGAAAGUCAUUCUGGCUACAAAUAUAGCAGAAACAUCUGUCACCAUAGACAAUAUAAUUUACGUUAUUGAUCCAGGAUUCGCGAAACAGAAUCAUUUUAACUCAAGGACUGGAAUGGAAAGUUUGAUUGUUGUCCCAAUAUCCAAGGCUUCUGCUAAUCAGAGAGCCGGUAGAGCAGGUAGGGUAGCAGCAGGUAAAUGCUUCCGAUUGUAUACUGCCUGGUCGUACAAGCAUGAAUUGGAGGAUAAUACGAUACCGGAAAUUCAGAGGAUAAAUUUGGGUAAUGCAGUAUUAAUGCUUAAAGCUCUUGGGAUUAAUGAUCUAGUCCAUUUCGAUUACCUGGAUCCCCCACCUCAUGAAACUUUGAUUUUGGCUUUGGAGCAGCUUUAUGCUCUGGGGGCUUUGAAUCAUCAUGGAGAAUUAACUAAAUUGGGUAGGAGGAUGGCCGAGUUUCCAGUUGAUCCUAUGAUGGCCAAAAUAUUGUUGGCAUCAGAAAAGUACAAAUGUUCAGAAGAAAUUGUAACUAUAGCAGCCAUGUUAUCAGUGAAUGGGGCCUUAUUUUAUAGACCCAAAGAUAAGAGUAUUCAUGCAGAUACCGCAAGAAAGAGUUUCAACCAUAUUGGAGGUGAUCAUUUCAGUUUGCUGAAUGUGUAUAACCAAUGGCGUGAUACCGAGUAUUCAACACAAUGGUGUUAUGAUAACUUCAUACAACACAGAUCUUUGAGAAGGGCUAGAGACGUAAGAGAACAAUUGGUUGGUUUAAUGCAGAGAGUAGAAAUCGAGAUGGUUUCUAACCCAACAGAAAUAGAUAAUAUCAAGAAAGCUAUAACUUCUGGUUAUUUCUAUCAUAUUGCCAGACUUUCAAAAGGAGGAAAUUAUAAAACUGUAAAACAUAAUCAGACUGUAACUAUUCAUCCAAACAGUUCAUUGUUUGAAGAUCUUCCCAGAUGGCUUCUAUACCAUGAACUGGUUUUUACAAGUAAAGAGUUUGUGAGGCAGGUAAUCGAGAUUGAAAGCAAGUGGUUAUUGGAAGUAGCUCCCCAUUAUUAUAAACCAAAGGAACUCGAAGAUUCAACAAAUAAGAAAAUGCCUAAGACGGUUGGGAGAAGUACAAUGACUGCAUGAGAUUUUCUUAUUAAAGUUAUAUAUGUGAUAAAAUAAUUAUAAUUAUAGGUUGUAUAUAUAUAUUAAUUCAUAAUGAUGUUAUUGCUAUAUUGUGUAUAUAUAUAUAUUUACAUAUAGAUGUUAAUUUAUGCAGAAUCUACGUUGUUAUUAAUGUUAUUAUUUUUGUAAUAUUGUUUUGAUAUUCUACUUGUUAUUAUUGCACCUGUUGUACAUGGUUUAUUGUACCUUUGUCUCUGGAAAAAAAAAUAUAAGUUUUCAAUUGUU
Molecule: messenger RNA, 3289 nt
Organism: Harmonia axyridis
Lineage: Eukaryota; Metazoa; Arthropoda; Insecta; Coleoptera; Coccinellidae
Product: pre-mRNA-splicing factor ATP-dependent RNA helicase DHX16-like
Exons: 7
Coding region: 353-3025 (890 amino acids)
Cellular component (GO): catalytic step 2 spliceosome; intracellular anatomical structure
Molecular function (GO): RNA binding; ATP binding
Source: RefSeq, a predicted model, not a curated record